CGCAUCUUCAGCACCCAAACAGGACUGUUGACAUGAAGACAUUGGCAGACUCUCUUACGUGAUUGCCCGACAUUACUCACGUUCAUUGAGUAGGUGUCAGUGAGAGAUCUGUUUGAUGAAAUGAUAUCAUUGGAGUUAAGGAUGGCAGGUAACAUCAACAAAUAUCACCCGAUGGGAUGUUUAGUAGGUUUAUUUGUAGCCCUCCUUGUGUGCCCGUACGUUUGUACCGCUUGUACAUCGUGUCCACAAAACUGCACUUGUGUACCAAUGACAUUGCCUGAAAGAUGUACCUGUCCAGAAUAUGGGAUAAUUCCAGUCCACAUACUCCAGUAUAUUGUGCAUCUUGAGCUGAAUUACUCUCAACCAGUCGUUCUUAGAGCUGCUGCGGCUAUCCAGAAAUUUCAACAGCUAAAACAUUUGAAAAUAUCUGGCAUGCAGUCCGUUAAAAGUGGUGGAUUUAAGGGACUAGAAACGCUUCACAAAUUGGUUUUGUACGAUAAUUUUAUGCGUGUCCUGGAAACAUAUAUGUUCUCUAGUCUACAUAACUUGACAAAUCUUACGCUCGAAGGCACAGCUAAAAACAAGAUCCAUGCACUCGAAAAUGGGACAUUCUCUGGUUUGAAAAAUUUAAAGUAUCUUUCUUUGAAAGGCAAUGUCAUCACAGAAAUUUUUAAGGAAAGUUUCCUCGACCUGGAUCACCUGUAUGUCCUUGAUCUUUCCAGUAACAGAUUGACUCAAAUCAAAGCAGAUACUUUCAUCCAUGCACCAUUGUUGACGAAAAUAAAUAUGUCAAAAAAUCUGAUUACAGAAAUUCAUCGAUAUGCGUUUAAUGGUUUGAAGAGCUUGGUCACACUUGAUUUAGAGGGCAACAGAAUCAAAGGAAUGCCUCAACCUGUGUUCUCCCCUGGAUCUCUUAGGGGGUCUGAUGUUCAACACAAGAACAUUCAUCUUGAUAACAAUCUACUGCGAUGCGACUGUCAUCUGAAUUGGAUUUCAUCAUGGUUGGAUCGUGGUAAAAUAUGCGAAGGGCGUUGCCGCACGCCUAGUAAGUUAUUUAACCUAACCCUUGAACACGUUUACAAAGAUGGUCUUCCACAGUGCCAACCAAACAACACAAUUUGGUCAGUGGAGCAAGGACAGCAAUUGAAACUUACAUGUCCCUUUGCUGGUGCUUCCUGGGUGACUCCAGAUGGACGUAGCCUCCAGGAACAUGGUGAUUGUGAAGAUGCAUUUUGCUUGACCAACAGCGACUCAUUGGUUGUAUGGAAGACCACUCCUGAGCUAUCUGGUAAUUACACCUGUCGUUCUUCGGAUGGUACACAAGCGUUCGUAUACCCUGUUCAUGUAAAGGCGCUUACUGUGGCAAUGAUUGCUGGCAUCGUAGCUGGUGGGUUCGUGCUUAUGGUUAUAAUCAUUGUAGCUGGAUGUAAACUACGUAAAAAUGACAACAUUCGACUAAACUCGACUUCAGGAAACCCACCUCGAGGAAACUCGCAUCAAGGAAACCCAUCUGCAGAACAUGACACCUGUGUCGAUGGAGAUGAUCGUGAUCGUCUCCUGCAAGAAGUUAUGGACCGAGUUUCAUCGGCAAAACUAGCUAGAGCUGUUAAGUACGAAUCCAUAAUAUUUCAAAAAGAUUCGUUAAGCGACAUUAAAAAUAUUAAUAUAUUUAAUAGCAAAUCCACAUAAGAUGCAUGGGUAUAACAAUCAAUGCACAAUUAUUGUGAUUGUAUAUUUCAAGAGUGAAGGUUGCUAAGUGCAUUUCAUCAACAGGAUGUGAUGAAUAUUCCUAAUAGGAGAUGGAUUAUCAAACCUGAAAAAAACUGUGUGAGACCUUUACUAUUUUACCUCCCCCCUUUUAAUUAAAAAAAAAACAUACCUACCAUUUCCCUUUCCUCCUAUCCAUUAUUGUGUGAAGAGCGAGGCCAUACAGCGACCGAGCAGAGUGAUUCUUAACAAAGUAUAAACUUUUUUUAACGAAAGCCUAUAUGAUAAUAAUGACAAUAACUUUGAAACAUAUCUUUAAUCAAAUCUGUUCCAUAAAAUCCAUAUUGUCUGCUUUAUUGUUAAAUUUCAAAAUGGCAAUUCGUGAGCGGCCGAAUAAACCUGAUAUCGAUGCAAUUUAUUUGUUUUAUAACAACAUCUUAAAGGAUAAAUAUAUGGAGAUCAGGUCCCCUUAUAAUUGUCAAUAAUGAUGUGCAUUAUGGAGUAUGUAAUAACAUAGCUUUAAAUCGAAUUCAUGUGAGUCAUUUGGACUAUGAAGUUUCGGAAGUGAAAGAAGGUCAAAUUUAGAUCCUAUAUAUAAUCGAUUUGAUUUUGAUUUUGAUAGCCAUAGUGUAGUGUGUCAGUGCAAUUAUAUUCAUACAUGUGUUAUCUGAUGUUUAUCUAGAAUGAAUUACAUACGAUUUAAUAAUAUAUAGAUAAUUUUUUUAACUCGUUUUAAUUUUCUCAUCGUCUUUUACCAAAGUUACAAACUAAUUACAACAUAAUCAAUAUGAAAUAUUUACAUUGUAAUACUAAAAUAAAAUAAUCACAAAGGAUUGCCACAUAAGCUAAGCUUGAGGGCGUGGUAAGGAUUACGUUUUGAAUUGUCACUUCAAACAAUGACAUUAUAUUUUUAAAGAUGGCAGAUUUCACAUGUUGAUUAGUUACAAAGAGCUGAACAUCCAUAUUGAUGACAUAUAAAUGAUUUUAAUUUAUUAUUGACAUUGCAUGUAGAUAAUCAUUCAUUCAUCACAUUUAUUGCUACCUUUCGUAUAGUCUGAAGACACGAACCUUAUUUUGACAAUUUCCACAAUUUCCAUACAAAGCCUCGAGCAGAGCCUAUAUGUCCGUUUUUGUCAGUACAAGGCCUACUGUAGUUUCAUUUUGCAGACACUGUUACGUACAACGAAUGACAAGGGUGUGUGCCUGCAAACUAAGGAGACCGUGUAGUCUUUUGUUUGUUUGUUUAUUUAUUUAAAUACGGUGAUUAAAAGAGAUUUCAAUAGCUUGGCAUAGCUGUUUUCAGCAUGUCCGUACUCUCUUUAAAAAAAGAGUGAAUUUUCACUCUAUUUUCACUUUCUUGGG
Strongylocentrotus purpuratus (purple sea urchin) is the source of this 3069-nucleotide messenger RNA. RefSeq names its product slit homolog 3 protein-like. The record is from RefSeq and is a predicted model, not a curated record. The coding region runs from base 121 to 1689 and encodes 522 amino acids. Lineage: Eukaryota; Metazoa; Echinodermata; Echinoidea; Camarodonta; Strongylocentrotidae. Gene Ontology annotation, molecular function: protein binding. The transcript has 2 exons.